GGGUGUCCUUAAACCUGUACCGCCAUUUAAGACGAGCCUCGAAGAUGUUCUCAAAGGAGCGGCACGUGCCGAAAUCCUCGUGAAGCGCUGCAAAUGUCCAGCUACAGUCUGCGGCCGAGUAGCCAGCAUAGAAACUACCGCGAAAUGGCGCAAAUUGUGGACGCUGUUGUGAAGCACAAAGUGGCGCGCUUUCGUGACCGCUGCAAACCUCCAAUAUCCGAGGACAUUUACGAUGAAAUACUGCUACUUAUGGAGGAGAAACUGGAGAGCGGCAAGGUGUCCAGUCUCCUUACAGUUAGCGAGAAGGCUAGGAAGUACUGGAGAACUCACGGCCGGGAGUUCGUGGACCUGGUAGACCUCCAGGAGCAAUUGGGCCGUCCAUCCAAGGGCAUCCUUCUCAAGAAUGGCCGGGCGCUGCUGUCCGAGUCGCUGGCCGAGGAGCUGGUCGUGCGGUACGUGGCCGAGCGGGGUCCCCAGACGGUGCAGCGUGACAUGCAGUCCCUGUUCGAGCUUCCGCUGCCCCUGAUCCAGGCGCACGUGCAACGGUCGGCUAAUGUGCGCCUCGCCAAGGACCGCCGCUACAUGCGCCUCAAGUUCGAGGAACGCAUGAACGAGCUGCGGCAGAACGUGCUGGCCGAAGCCACUGCGGCCACCACCACCUCAUCGGACACCAAUGGCAACGGCUUGCCUUCAAGCGUGCCUGGCGGGACAGCAGGAAGUGUGGCCAUUACGACUCCAGCCCCGGCCGAUCUGCCCGUGCUUCUGAUCAAGCCCAUGCCCAAGCGCAAAGCGAAGCCCAAGAGCCACGAGCAGAAGAUGCGGGACGUAGUUGCAGCAGCUCGCCCCAUUGUGACAGCGCAGGCGUCACCCCCCAUCACUUCCUGGGAGGAACAUCCCCGGAACUUGAUCCCCGAGCUGUGCCGCCAGUUCUACGAUCUAGGAUGGGUCACCGGUACAGGUGGUGGCAUCAGCAUACGGCAUGGGCACGAGAUCUACAUAGCACCAUCCGGGGUGCAGAAGGAGCGCAUAGCAGCGGAGGACCUCUUCGUGCAGGACAUGGAGGAGCGGUUCCUGUCGGGCCCUCCACCGCACAAGAAGCUGCGCAAGAGCGAGUGCACACCCCUGUUCAUGAAUGCCUACACACUGCGCGGUGCAGGGGCAGUGAUUCACACUCACUCCAAGGCGGCUGUGCUGGCUACCCUGCUGUACCCAGGCCCCGAGUUCCGGAUCACCCACCAGGAAAUGAUCAAGGGCAUCAAGAAGGGCCAGUCUGGCAUAAGCUACCGCUACGACGAAGAACUGGUGGUGCCCAUCAUCGAGAACACACCUUUCGAGCGAGACCUCAAGGCAAGCAUGCGGGUGGCCAUGGAGCAGUACCCGGACACCUGUGCGGUGCUGGUGCGCAGGCACGGUGUCUACGUUUGGGGCGACUCCUGGCAGCGGGCCAAGACCAUGUGCGAAUGCUACGACUACCUCUUCGACAUAGCCGUGCAGAUGAAGAGGCUCGGGAUGGACCCGACGCUGCCUCCACCGCCGCAGCAGAGCGCUGCGGCGGCAACAACACUUGCCGAAGCAGUGCAGGUGGCAACAACAGCUGAAGCUGAAGCAGCACCCGUGGACCCGCCUGCUACCCUGACCACACUAGCUGGCGAGUUGGCCGACACCCCAGGAUUCACGCUCAACCCGAAUGGCCCGGCCCCAGCCGAGGGCCAGACCACCUACGUUGUCUACAUGUGAGCAUCGGACUGCAGCAAGUGCCUUUCGGAACUAAGACUCUCAAUAUGGGCCUUACCCUGACUAAGCCUUACCGGACUGGCGUACGAAGCAUCGUACCAAUUACACGAACUGUAUGGCAAAAAUGCGCCGUUCAUUGGUACACAGUCUGCAAUCUCAUUUGUCAAGCUGUGGGCACAUGGUACCUCUGCUGUCUUGUCGAUGAGCAUGCAGUGCUCGUUUGUUACAAUGAACAUAUUUCAAUUCAGCUUGUGCUGCACUUGAAAAAAGGAAAAUUACACAUUGUUCUAGGUAAAAGGACUACACUUAUAUCUCAGAAUAACAAAGUCGCAUUCUUUACAAAAGUAUGUUUAUAUCCUAGUAUUCAUUAUAAGCACAUUCGAUAUGUGCUGGUAUUAAUGAGAAACAACAUUAGUAUGCUCCAUAAAUUCAAGAAUUAGUUAUGUGGUUGAUCAUUAGUAUACAGAAGGUUUGACUGCACGUACUUAAGAAGCAUGCUGCCUUUUCCGUCUUACAUUUAAGAAAGGUUGAAUGAGUGACUAACGUUGCGGUAAUGGAAGCCACUGUGCCAAGUUUCUAGUGUGCCUUUGAACUGUCAGUUUCAACCAGUGGAUGUGGUAGUUUGGGUAACACUGAGCAAGCUGAUGGGACAUCUUCGAACAAAUCUGUGCUGCGCUAUGUAUACGUGAGCUCAUGAAAGUGAAAACGAACUGGCUCAAUUUCGCCAACCUCGUUGCAGGUGAGAGUUGCUUUGGCAGUGUAAUAUGAAGAGCUGUGCAACAACAGUGGAGUAGUGCAGUGUCUAGUCAUGGCUUUGCUCCGAUCAAAGGCAUCAAAGGGUUAACCUUUAAGUGCCCUGCAAAUGCGCUUGGCUUGUUUUUUGAACUGCCAUUAUCAUGCAAAAAUGUGCAGAAAAAGAAAAAUCAGACAACUUGGGAACUUGUGUGAAGAAACAAUCAAAAGAAUAAGUUAUGUCAGUACACUGCUUCAAGUUGUCGCUCAAACGGAAGUUCCGUGAAAAUCUGCAUUUGUGACGUGCUGAGUUUUAGGCGGUGUCUGUGAACACCUGUGAAUGUGAUCGCAUGCCUGAGAGUGUGGUCUGUUGGCACAUGGACAUGUUGCUGAACAUUUCUUUCUGUAGGAUUAAUGCAAAGUACUGUGGUAUUAUCCCAAUCGCAACAUUUCCAUUUGCAGUCUAAUAAUUUGAUUCGUCUUCUGUACUAUUUGUAUAUGUAAUAAAACUUCAUAGGGGCCAUAAGAGUAGUAUUGUGCAAGAUCUGCUGCGCAUAUUGUAUAGAAAGUAUGCAUGUUUUGGAUUUUUUAUGGAAUGGUUUAGCCGUAAUUAUGUUGACCACAACUAGAUUUGUAAAUUACUAAUAAGGUGGUGCUCUGCCAUUUACGUAGUCAGCUAGCGUCGAAGCAAGUGCCAAGCACUAGCAUCAUGUCCCAACUUUACUGCUAAAGGAUACGAAGUCUUCCCAAAGCAGUGGCAUUACUUUCUAUUGCUGGGUUGUGAUUGUGGAUCCACCUCUAUGUGAACACCACUAUCCAUCAGCUUCUCUUGCAAAGUGACAACUGCACUGUUUUGUCUGUCUGUGAACUAGUAUAUACCAGGAUGCAAUGUUCUGGUACACUUUUUGUUCCUAGUUAUGGGCUUCUGUUUCUGUUUUCUGUGACACUAUCACAGUUCAAAGCUUCAGUGUUAACAUUUGAGUAAACGAACUUUGAGUGAUUGUGCAGAAUUUUCUGCACCACUGGUCACGAUGCACAGGUCAUUCAAGUCGCCAGUGGGAUCAAUGGCAUGUGGGAUCAAUAAAAACAAGCCAACCUCGAACAUGGUUAUAACUAAUGAUGAAUGUAAUGCCUUUUCAUUUUCUGUAAAUGAAGAAAGGAUAACAAGUUCAUAUGUGACGCUGGUUAGGCUAAGAUGGGAGCAUUGCCCACCUUCAGUUAUUUUCUGAUUGUGGCAAUCGUGCUGAUUCUGCUUCAUAGUGCCAUUGGGAAUAUCAGUUUUUUUUAUUUCUUUAAUUAUGGAGGAUGCGUUAAAUUCAUGGUUUCCGAAAAUGACUGGGGCUGGUUGAGUGAACCGCAAAUCAACCAUGAAAGCUUUUUUUACACGCCAUUCCACAUCCUCUUUUCUACUUCUUUAAGCUAGGAAGUUCUGAAUUAUGUAGAUCUUGUGAUCUCAGCCUACUAAACUUGCAAUUGUUUCCUAUUUAAGUUAGACUCUUCUGCACAUUCACUUUGUUGUUAAAGUUCCAUGUUUGUUGGGCAGCGAUAUCUCGAAUACAAGUUCAGGAAGAUCAGUCACGAAAGUGAAGUACCUGAGAAACUAAUGGACUACAGACUAGCUGCAGUCUGGUGUGUAAUGUCUGUGUUAUAGAGUUGUAUUAUGGUUGCAGUGUUAAUUUUUUACGUGUGUUUCGUGUAAUGCAUGACCUUAAUGUUAGACCUUGUGCUGGGAAUUGUGUAUGCCUGUACGUAUAUGUGACUUUCCUUAUCUGAAUGGACACUGGUGCAGUGACUCCUUAAUUGCGAUGCAAAGUGCUUAUAUGUUAUGUAAACCAGAAAGUUUCCCUUCUUAUCUGUUGGUUUUUGCAAACAAAUAGGGCAUUAGCUUAUGGUCGCAUUUGUGAACAAAUCUGUAGAGGUGUCCUAAUGAAUGCAGUGAGUGUUCAAUAGAUUUGUGCAAUGUCUGGGUGCCUGUGAGUUGAAUUGUACACCCUUCCAUAAAAGCUCUUGUUUUGAA
This is a messenger RNA of Dermacentor andersoni, 4483 nucleotides long. RefSeq lists its product as uncharacterized. Gene Ontology annotation, cellular component: cytoplasm. The record is from RefSeq and is a predicted model, not a curated record. NCBI's taxonomy places the organism in Eukaryota, Metazoa, Arthropoda, Arachnida, Ixodida, Ixodidae. Gene Ontology annotation, molecular function: methylthioribulose 1-phosphate dehydratase activity; metal ion binding.